AUGAGGGUGGCAUUGGUGUCAAGUCUGACUUUAUUGGUGGUUGUGACUGCAGCCACGGUCAUUCCUUCACUUUCAUUGCACAAUCAGACCGCAACUGCAUCUUUCAACUCUCUCUUACCCUCAUCCACUGCACUCUCUCAAAAUUGUCAUUGUAACACCCCUCAUACACGGCAACAAUGGUGCGAGUAUGAUAUUCACACCGACUAUGCCACUGAGGCGCCCGACACCGGGGUGACCCGCAAGUAUUGGUUCAAUCUGGAGCAUGUCACUAUGGCUCCUGAUGGCCACUCUCGAUUUGCAUUGGCCAUCAAUGGAUCGAUCCCCGGUCCCACUAUCGAGGCAGACUGGGGAGACUAUGUCGUUGUGCACUUGACCAACAAUCUGCCCGACACGGGCAAGAACGGGACGAGCAUUCACUUUCACGGCAUCCGGCAGAACUACACCAACCCCCCGAACGGCGUCGUGUCCAUCACGCAGUGCCUGCUGGCGCCCAACAACACUAUGACAUACCGGUGGAGGGCGGUGCAGUAUGGAAACACCUGGUACCACUCGCACAUUGACCUGCAGGCCUGGGAGGGCCUAUUCGAGGCAUUGUCAUACGGGGGCCUGCCACUGUACACGACCGCCCAGGAGAAUGGGCCCCUAUAUCUGGACUCGGGACUGAUCAACGGGACCAAUGUCUAUGGCUACGAUGACAAUGCCAACCAGACGGGGUACCGCUUCAACACCUUCACGGCCAGCAUGUCGUAUCGACUGCGUCUGAUCAACGUCGCCUGCGACACACACUUCAAAUUCAUGCUUGACAACCACACCAUGACCGUGAUCGCCAACGACCUGGUCCCCAUUCAUCCCUACAAUACUACCGUGCAGACAUCGCCAUGCGUAAGCCAACGACACGAUGCGAUCAUCUCCGCCGACCAAGGCGCUGUCGCGCAGGCCUUCUGGCUCCGCGCCAUCCCGCAGUCCGCCUGCUCGCAGAACCUCAACCCGGACAACAUCAAAGGCAUCGUGUACUACGGCGACGAGCCACAGAUCCCUACCACCGCCCCCUACACCUACACUGACAGCUGCGAGGACGAGAACACGUCCGACUUGCGGCCUGUAGUUACGCCCGACCCCACAGUCUCCACCGUCCCGUUCUACAACACUUCCGAGCCCGUCUCGCUGGCUAAAAACGCGCAGAGCCUGUACCGGUGGAAACUGAACAGCACCUCCGUGCACGUCGACUGGACCGACCCGACCCUGUUAGAAGUGAACCGGGUCCUCCCCCGCGCCAACGAGUGGGUGUACGUCAUCAUCGAGACGUCGCUGUCGGUGCCGCAUCCGGUCCACCUGCACGGCCAUGACUUUUAUAUUCUCGCUCAGGGGAGUGGGACGUAUGACGGUAGCACGACGCCUAUUGACAGCUUGGGGAUGGAUGGGCUGCCUCGGCGUGAUACGGCGAUGCUGAAGGAGAACGGGCAUCUGGUCGUGGCGUUCCGGACGGACAAUCCCGGGGCGUGGUUGAUGCAUUGGCAUAUUGGCUGGCAUACCGAGGAGGGGUUCGAGACGCAGUUUCUGGAGCGGUACAGUGAGGUACAGGGGCUGUUGGACGGGUAUAAGGAGGAGCUGAAGGAGAAUUGGCAGACUUGA
Molecule: messenger RNA, 1632 nt
Organism: Aspergillus homomorphus CBS 101889
Lineage: Eukaryota; Fungi; Ascomycota; Eurotiomycetes; Eurotiales; Aspergillaceae
Product: multicopper oxidase
Exons: 4
Coding region: 1-1632 (543 amino acids)
Molecular function (GO): oxidoreductase activity; copper ion binding
Source: RefSeq, a predicted model, not a curated record